This is a messenger RNA of Plasmodium gallinaceum, 5751 nucleotides long. RefSeq names its product atypical protein kinase, ABC-1 family, putative. NCBI's taxonomy places the organism in Eukaryota, Apicomplexa, Aconoidasida, Haemosporida, Plasmodiidae. The coding region runs from base 1 to 5751 and encodes 1916 amino acids. The record is from RefSeq and is a predicted model, not a curated record. The transcript is spliced from 5 exons.
AUGAAUCAGUAUGAUCAAUGGAAUCGUAGAAUUCGGACCAUAUGGUAUUGUAGUAGUCUUUAUGUCGAAUAUAAAAAUGCCUUAAGAAAAUCAAAAAAAAUGCCAGUUGAUAAAAAGACAGAAUAUUGGGAAAAGAAACAUGAAGAAUUUGCUACGAAAAUGUUAAAUAAUAUUUAUGAAUUAAAAGGAUGGUGGGUUAAAGUUGGUCAAUUUUUAAGUACACAAGAAAAUAUUAUGCCAGUAGCAUAUAUAGAAAAAUUUACAAAAUUACAAGAUAUGAUGCCUACAUCUUCUUUUGAUAAAAUAGAAGCUAUUUUAAAAAAAGAAUUAGGAAAUAUAUAUGAUUUAUUUGAAUAUAUUGAUGAACAACCAUUAGCAAGUGCAUCUAUAGGGCAAGUUCAUAGAGCUAAAUUAAAAAAAAAUGAAAAAAAUUUAAGUCUUAUUGAAAAUGAUGAUAAAAAUAAAUAUAACGUUAUAAUAAAAAUACAACACGAAGGAAUAGAUCAAUUUUUAUCUUCAGAUAUAAAUACUCUAAAAAAAGUUUCAUGGGCAUUUGGAUUAAUUGAUAAAAAUUUUUAUUUUAGUGAUUUUAUAGAUGAGUGGCAAGAUUCCGCUUCUCGUGAAUUAAAUUACAGAUAUGAGUUAUACCACCAAAUAUUAGCUUAUAAUAGUUAUAAAAAGUCAGGAAUACAUAUAAAAAUACCUAAAAUAUAUUGUGCUCUUACAACUACUAAAGUAUUGGUAAUGGAAUAUAUAAAUGGAUUUAAAAUUACUGAUUACGAUUUAAUUAAAAAAUACAAUGUAGACACAUAUAAAUUAGCUUAUAAAAUAAUUGAUUAUUUUGCUUAUCAAAUUCACAAUGAUGGUUUUUUUCAUGGAGAUCCUCAUCCAGGAAAUAUAUUAGUCAUGAUGAAAAGAAAUAAUAAUAAAAAAAAAAAAAAAAAAAAAUUUGAAAAUUUUAAAAUUAAAAAGAAGAUUAAUUCUAAUAUCCUAUCAUAUAAUAUUCCUAAUUUAACUAUGGAUAAUUUUAUAGAAUCAGGAAAUUUUAAUUCAAAAAGAAAAAGUUCAAAUAAGUUAAUGGAUUCAUUAUCUAAAUCAUUUAGUUAUGCUGACUAUUCUUUUAAUGAUAACCUUGAUUUUUAUCGAAAAAAAAAAAUAUAUGGUUCUAACUUAAGUGAAAACAUGAGUGAUGAUCUAAAUGCAAUAAGAAAAAGCAUUUCAAAAUCAGAGGAAUAUAUUUCAUAUAGAGAUUCAAGAAGAAAACUAUCAAAGGAAAUAAAAUUAGACAAAGAUAAUUAUAAUAAAUUAAGUAAUGAUAAAAAUAUGAUUACUCGAAAAAGGAGUAUGUUUUUGGUAAAUAAUAAUGAUAAUGAAUGUAUUGAAAAAAAAGUGGCACACAAAAGAAAAAACCAAUAUUCUUUUGUACCUGUUAUAAUUGAUUGGGGAUUAAUAAAGCAGCUAGACAGUGUUAUGAAAGUAGCAUUUUGUAAAUUAAUUUAUAAUAUUAGUUGUAUGAAUGUUUUAAAUAUUAUAGAAGCCUUUGAAGAUAUGGGUUUUUGCUUUAAAGAAGAUUUUACAUAUGAUCCAGAAAUAUAUAUUGAAAAUUUAAAAAGAUUUUUUUUAAAGAAAUUAGAAGAAUCAAGUAAUAAGGUAAAUGAUAAUCAAAAAGAAUAUGAUAAUUAUAAUGAAGAAAUAAAUAAAAAUAAGAAUAUGGAGAUGUUAAUUAAUAUAGAAAAAAAAGAUGUAUUAGAACAAAAUCCUGUUAGUGAUGUACCUAAGGAUAUUAUAUUUUUUAUUAGAGUAGCUUCAUUAUUGCAUGGUUUAUGUAGUCAGUUAGAUGUAAAAAUAAAUUAUUUAAGCAUUUUUUCUAGAAGAGCAAAAGAAGCAUUAGAGAAAAUUUAUAGACCAAUGAAUAAUUCUAUAUAUACAAUCCCAAUUGAUAAAACUCCUAAUACUUUCUUGGAGAAAAGAAUUCAUAAUUUCAUUAAAAACCUCUUUGAUAAAAAUAAAAUAUUAGGAUGUCAAAUAGCCAUUAUACAUAAAAAAAAAUUAGUUGUUAACACGUGUGUUGGAGUAACCAGUACUACGGAUAAAAGACCAAUCACAAAACAUUCACUAUUUAAUGGAUAUUCUUUGAAUAAAGCUAUUCUAACGAUUGCUUUAAUACAUUUAAUUUCUAAUUCUAUAAAUGAACACAAUUCAUCAGAAAAUGUUUUCUUAAGUUUUAAUAAAAAUAAAAAAGAUAAUAACGAAGUAAAAAGAAGAAAAAAAAAUAGCAUAAAUGAAGAAAUAGAUGAAAAAGAAAACAAGUUUAUUAGUGAAAAGCUUAGUGAUAUUAACAAAAUUGAAUAUGAUUAUUUCUCUCAAAAAAAAAAAGAAAAUACUUAUUUUGAAGAUAUAACUUCAGAACAAAAAAAAGGUACAGCUUUUAAUAGAGUUAGAAGUGAUAGCUAUAAUAAUAAUAAUAAUAAUAAUAAUAAUAAUAAUAAUAAUAAUAAUAAUAAUAAUAAUAAUAAUAAUAAUAAUAGAAAUGAUACAUAUGAUGACAAUAAGAAGAAAGAUUUUAAUGUUUCCAAUGAUAGUUAUAAUAAAAAUAGUACAACUUAUAGCAAUACCUUAAAUAAAACCAUACUAAAAGAUAUAGAAUCAAAGCAAAUAAAGAAUUUUAAAAAUACAAUAAAUGACUAUAUAUGUAACUAUUGGGAUGGUUUUAUUUGCAAUAAUAAAAAAAAUAUAAGAAUAAAAGAUGUUUUAACUCUUAAAUGUUUUAUUAGAAAACCUUUCCAUGAUAAAAUAACUUUGAGCAAAUUUAUCGAUUACGAUAAAAUGAUUAAUAUGAUAGAAAAUUCAAAAAAUUAUAAAUUAAAGAAUAAAUCAUCAGAAUAUGGAGAAUAUUUAUAUUUGAUUGAUUCAUAUAUUAUAGCUGAAUUAAUUCGUAACAUUUCAGGUUUAAAAUAUUAUGAAUAUAUUUUUAAAUACAUCAUAAAACCAUUACACUUAACUGAAGAAAUGUUUAUUCCUAUUCCUACCUAUUUAUUAAAAAGAAAUGAAGAAGAAUUAAAAAGAAAGAAUCAAUUAAUUAGUGAAAAAGGAAAAAAAAAUAUGAAAGACAAAAAAUUUAAUUUACAAAAGGAAUACACAACUAAUAUUAAUAAAAGUAAUGAAUUACCAUCUCAUACUUUUUCACGUGGAAAUGAAAAUAAAAUAUCAAGUAGAAUUCCUGAUAUUUUUAAUGAUUUGAAUCAAGAAAAAAAUAUGAAUAUUUAUUAUAAUAAUCAUAUCAGGUAUGAAUGUAAUAUUGGAAAAAAUGAUUACACUAAUAAAAAAAAUAAAAAUAUUCACAGAAAAACUAUAAAAAGAAGAAAUAUAAGUUUAGAUGUAUAUUAUUCUAUGAAGACGAAAAAGGAUGAUGAUACUAAAAAUUUUCAAAAUUCAAAUAAUAUAAUAAAAAAUAUAAAUUUUUUUAGUGCAUUACCAGAUUCUAAUAAGGAGUAUUCAUAUAAUAAUAAUAUAGAAAAGGAAAAGCAUAUAAGAAAAUAUUCUCAGAAUGAUAAUAGAGAAUUAUGUAAAGAAAAUAACAGUUUAUCUAACAAAAAAAAAAGUGAAAUGAAUAUCUUAAUUAAUAAUGAAUGUCUUAAAAAAGUAUCUGAAAAAGGAUUUAUUUCUAACAACAUUUUAGAAAGUAAUUUAAAAAAUAGAAAUCCUGUAAGUUUGAAAAAUAAGUUUUUAAAUCAUGUAGAUAACUUAAAAGUAAAAACAAGAAAAAUAAAUGAUUCACUAAAAAAUAUAUAUGAAAACAAUGAAAAUGUUUUUUUAAAAAAAAUUUUUUCUUCACAAAAAAAAAGCGAAAUUAAAAACAUUGAUAAUUCUACAAUUAAUACAAAUUAUAAUAAAAGCAGUUAUAAUUAUAAUAAUGAAAUUAUUAAUAAAGAAAAUAGUAUAAAAGAAAUAGAAGAAGAUAAUAGUGAUAGAUGUGGUACAAAAAAAAUAUUUUCUAACUUUGGAGAGGCAAAAAAAAAUGAAAAUUUAUUAUUAAGUAGUAAUGAGUUAAAUAUUAUAAGAGGAUCAAAAAGGAGAACCCAAAGCUGUACAAAUUGUAAAAUGAUAAAAUAUAAUAAAAAUAGGAAUAUUAAAAUUAAAAAACUUACUAACUCAAAUGGUGUUGUAUUUAGAUAUCAAAAUGAUACUAAUAAAUUCGUUGACUAUAAUGUAGAUUUUUUUCCUUGUACCUUUUUAAAUAAUUUUUCCGAUAAUUUCAAAGAUGAUGAAAUUGACUCAAGAAAUCUCUUUUAUAAUUUAGAAGAAGGAAGAAAAUUUUAUAAAUUUACUUUUGAUGAUAAUAUAAAAACAUUAUUUGAAAACAUAGAUACAAAAACUAGCGGAGAUGAAUCAGCAAACAGUAUAUUAAAGGAGAAAUAUAAUGAGUGUCAGAAAAAAAAUAACAAGUAUAGAAAAAUAUUUAAAUAUAUUAAGGUAUUAAGAAGUAUUUUAAAAGAAAAAGAAAAAAAAAUAAAAAAAAAAAGUUUCCCAUUUUUAAAAAAAAAUGAGGAAAAUGGUAAUUUUAUUAAAGAAAUGGAAGAAUUAAAAAAAGAUGAAGAACUUAUGAAAAAAUUAAUUGAAUAUAAAUAUUUGAUAUUACAAAGACAAAAUAAUAACAUAACGAAAAAAAAAAACAAACAAAAUAUUUAUAUUAAUGAAUGUUCGGACGAUAUUGAAAUGUUCAGUGAUUCUACUAGCGAUAGUUCUGAAUCAACUGCAUCUUUAAAUAAAAUAAAAAGUGAAAAUAUGAGAAGAAAAAUAAAUGAAAAAAAAAAACAAUUAGAAAUAUAUUUAAUUAUGAACAAUUUAUAUAAAAAAAAUAAAAAAGGGUUAAUAUCAAAAGAACAUCAUACUAUUAAUAAGAAAACAGAUGUAUAUUGGAGACUAGCAUAUGCUAGGAGAAAUAUUGAUAUAUUAGAUAAUAUGUCUAGAACUGAUGUGAAUAAAAAAUUAGAAAUAUUUAAGCAAAAUAUAAAAAAUAAAAAAGUUGGUAGUGAUUCAGAAAAUGAAGAAAAUAAUGUAGUAUAUGAACAAGAAAAAAUAAUAAAUGAUUUAAAAAAAUUAGAUACAAAACUUAAAAUGUAUUUGGAUAAUUAUAAUGUGAAACAUUAUAACAAAUAUAUAUCUUUAUUUCAAUUAAUGCAAACAAAACCAUAUAUAUUAGAUCCUUUAAUUUAUGAUUCAAAAAAAAUACUUGACAAAUUUAUACCUUUUAAUGGAAGAUUUACAGCUAAAGCAUUGUGUAAAUUAUUUGCUUUUGCUAAUAAUCAAUUUUUCUUUCCUUCAUAUAUUCUUAAUAAAAUAAGAAAAAUAUAUACACUUGAUAAAAGUAUUGAGUCUUAUAUAUUAACAGGUGGGAUGAGUAGAAAAUGGGGAAUGGGUUUUCAAAUUUUUGAAUGUGAAUACAAUGAUGAGAUAAACGAAGAUUUUUAUUUAUAUAAAAAAGGAGAAAAAAAGGAAAAUAAAAAUGGAAAUAAGAAUAAAGAUGUUUCUAAUCGUAAAACAAUUGUUGGAUAUGGCCAAUCUGACUUUUCUGGCUGUUUAGCUGUAUCUUUUCCCGAAAUUGAUUUUUCUCUUACAAUUCUUUUAUCAGAUAUUUUUAAAGGAUCAGAAGUUUCACAUUUAAUACUAGAUUAUGUAUUAAAAGUAUAUGGUAUAAAACCUAAGUGGAAGUUACCUAUAGAAGUAUCAGAACUUAUUAAAAUCUUAUAA